Messenger RNA from Capsicum annuum, 605 nucleotides. RefSeq lists its product as uncharacterized. The record is from RefSeq and is a predicted model, not a curated record. Lineage: Eukaryota; Viridiplantae; Streptophyta; Magnoliopsida; Solanales; Solanaceae.
CACUUGAUGCAGCAACUAAAGGAAACCGUUAUAUUAACUCUUGCCUAAGAUUGAACGAGGAAAUGAAAGGAAUUGAUAAUCUUUCAACACAACUUUUUUCGUUCAUUGCCUUGAACCAGCAUCCUGGACACUUUGCCUUGCUCCAUGUGAUGAAUCAGUAUGACCGUGUAGAACCAGUCCAGAUAUCGCGUUGGUAAUGUAUGUUCUUUGUUAUUCCUUGAUACUUUGAAGAAAAAUCAUCCGAAGAAAUGUAGAUGCAUUGGACUCGGCUGUAAACAGGCUAGUUCGUUUCCCAUGAGUAGAUCAGUCUCGAUGAACAACAUCGACUAGGUGAGCUGCACAAAUUUAUUGGUUCCACCACUGGUACUUUAUUUACGAGUGAGACGCCAGUUGAACUCUUGGUUCUUUGGAAGUUUCAAGAAUGAGAAUUUAUGUAAUUGAAUGAAUUGCAUUGCCCAGAGAAAGCUUUCACCAUUGUUGCUUUUCUUUACCUUUUAAAAGACAAGUUUUACCUCACAAGAUCAUUUGUAUUAUUUGUUCUACUGUUAUCCAUUUUACAUAAACCUUAUUUGGUAGAGUUGUUAUGUGAAGGACUAUUUAAUGUC